UUGGUGAGAGCUGUUAGAAGAAGAAGAAUUAACCGGUGCGAAAUUUCGAAAUUUUUAAAAAAGAUAUAUUUCACAAUUUUCUUCAGGUACUUUUUUUAUAUUGCGUUCGAGAAUUCGAUCUGUAAAGAUUACAUAACAGAGAAACUAUGGAAUCAAGGAUAUCAGCAUGAUAUUGUUCCACUCGUACUCAGGAGAAAAAUCGUUCAAAAUUUUGUGCCACCUCAUUCAUUCAUUGCAGUUGAUGAUUUUAAAUCCGCUAAACAUCUAGCUGAUUAUCUUAAGUAUUUAAUGAAGAACAGAACUGCCUACCUUGAAUAUUUUAACUGGAGAAGGGAUUAUGCUGUCAUAUUUUUGGAUGGAGUUAAACACGAUUCACUCGAAAAACCAUGGGGACUUUGCCAGUUAUGCAGGUAUAUAUUGUUUAAACACUCACUUAUAUAA
Molecule: messenger RNA, 441 nt
Organism: Dracunculus medinensis (Guinea worm)
Lineage: Eukaryota; Metazoa; Nematoda; Chromadorea; Rhabditida; Dracunculidae
Source: the annotation of a GenBank genome assembly